CAUUCACACAAAUGAGUCUCAGCAAAGGGUUCCCAAAUUGCUCUCAAAUCCAUCUAUCCAUUUCGAAUCAAUCAUCGAAAAUUCUUAUAUUUAUAGAGAGAGAGAGGGAGAGUGGUGCAGUUUAGGAGCUCGUGAAGAGAUAGAUAGAUGAAAUUAGAGAGAGAAAGAUACAAAAAUGGUGGAGAGAAACGUUGGAGUUGUCGCUGAGUUGUUGGGGGCAGAAAAAUGAAACCUCUUCUUGUCUUUUUAUAAUUUUUCCAAUUUGUGGAUUGAAGGGUUUUGUGUAGAGAGAGAAGGGGGAUAGAGUGAGAAAAAUGAAGCAUCGGCGAGGUUAAAUCCAUUGGGUUUGAUCUGUUUGGAAUUUCCAGAUCCUAAUUUGGGGUUCUAGAGAGAGAGAGAUUGAAGAAUGAAUCCCAAUCCCAUUUUGGGAUAGAAUCAAUUUUUUCUUUUUUGAAUUUGGGUGGGGAUUUGGUGAUUUCUCGCUCUUUUUGGUUGUUUGUAGAGAGAGAAAACUGAUUCGAUCAAGAACAAUGAUGGAUGAUGAUUCUGAUGGAUCUGAGUUUGUUGAAGUUGAUCCGACAGGAAGAUAUGGAAGAUAUAAUGAGAUUCUUGGAAAAGGUUCUUCAAAGACUGUCUAUAAGGGUUUUGAUGAGUAUGAAGGGAUUGAAGUGGCCUGGAAUCAAUUGAAGCUACACGAUUUCUUGCGAAGCCCCGAGGAUCUCGAGAGGCUUUAUUGUGAAAUUCAUUUGCUAAAGACGUUGAAGCAUAAGAACAUAAUGAAAUUCUUCACUUCUUGGGUUGAUACCGCCAACCGGAACAUUAAUUUCGUCACCGAGAUGUUCACUUCCGGCACUCUUCGACAGUUUCGGAUGAACCAUAAACGUGUACACAUCCGAGCGAUCAAGCAUUGGUGUCGACAGAUAUUGGAGGGCCUUCAUUAUCUCCAUAGCCAUGAUCCUCCGAUAAUUCAUCGGGACCUAAAGUGUGACAAUAUCUUUAUCAAUGGCAAUCAAGGCGAAGUCAAGAUCGGUGAUCUCGGCCUUGCUGCAAUUCUUAAGAAAUCUCACGCGGCUCAUUGUGUAGGGACACCGGAAUUCAUGGCUCCUGAAGUAUACGAUGAAGAAUAUAACGAAUUAGUUGACAUUUACUCAUUUGGCAUGUGCAUUCUAGAAAUGGUGACCUUCGAGUAUCCGUAUAGCGAGUGUUGUCAUCCCGCGCAAAUUUACAAGAAAGUUGUCUCCGGAAAAAAACCGGAUUCGCUAUACAAAGUGAAAGAUCCCGAGGUUCGACAAUUCAUCGAGAAAUGUCUAGCAUCGGUGUCGGAUAGGUUGUCCGCUUGGGAGCUUCUCAACGAUCCAUUUCUUCAAACCGACGAUUAUGUUAAUGAUCUAUUCCCGCUAACUUAUCAAUACCCGAGUUUGAAUCGAUGCCUUCGCGACGCUCAUCGUAGCACUUCGGGCUCGUUGGUGAACGGGUACGCAAAUUUUCUCGGUUACGAACAUGAAAAUGACUUUGAAAGGUACUCGGUUGCGAACGAGAUGGAUUUAUUCGCGAGUCAAGAUUACGACCGCUCGGAGAACAUAGACGUUACGAUCAAAGGGCAAAGGAGGGAGGACGACAACAUUUUCUUAAGACUCCGAAUCGCCGACAAGGAAGGUCGUGUCCGCAACAUUUACUUCCCGUUCGAUAUCGACACGGAUACGGCUUUGAGCGUUGCGACCGAGAUGGUGUUUGAAUUAGACAUCCACGAUCACGAUGUUACCAAAAUCGCGGAGAUGAUCGACAACGAGAUUUCCUCGUUGGUGCCGGAUUGGACAAGCGAGUUGCGUAUCGAAGAUAUCCCGGAUCCUAAAACCGACAAUUGUUGCCACAAUUGCGGCUCAAUUGCCGGCUACUUGUCCUCCGAGCGAUCGGGUAAGAACGUGCAAGUUCUUCGAUGCUCGAAACAAGGUUGCGGCACCGUGCACGGUCGAUUUGAAGAGAUUACGUAUAAAGUCGAAGGGUCCGAGCAAAAACAUAUCGCUGCCGGUUUGCUCGACGACGGGGUCAAUAAUCCGGGCGACGGGCCAUUUACCGACAUAUGGGCGCAACAUGAGGGCGGGCCUAAGGUAAACGCCCAACUCGACGACAACGACGACCAUUUUAUCGAUGAACACAAAAAUUCGAACCACUUUGCCGAGAAGGACAAUAUGAUCGAUGACGAUCGAUCUUUGUUUACUGAGAAAGCCUUGAUUCAACCGGAGGACUACGAAAAUGAGAUUCGACAAGAGAUGAGAUGGCUUAAAGCCAAAUACCAAAUGCAAAUAAGAAAACUCCGAGAUCAACAAUUAGGCGUCGUAUCGCGAUAUUCCGACCCGAAUUUUGAAAAAUUACGGGCUGUAUCGCGACAUUCAAACCCGGGUUUUGAAAAAGUCGAAGAAAUGGCUCGCGAAGACGGGAACGGCGAGGUAACUCCCGACUAUAAUGGGACGUUCGACGGGUAUGAGUCGAUAUGCGAUACGUUUGGUGGGCUAAACAUAGGCGCAGCACGCAACCUCUAUUCGAAACAUUUUUUACCUAACUCGCUUCAUCGAGCGACGUCUUUACCGGUCGAUGCGACAGAUGCUUAACUUCGUGUCGUGUUCGUAUACUAAUGUAUUUCUUCGACAGAUACUUAACUCCGUGUCGUGUGCGUAUACUAAUGUAUUUCUUCGACAGAUACUUAACUCCGUGUCGUGUUCGUAUACUAAUGUAUUUCUUCGACAGAUACUUAACUCCGUGUCGUGUGCGUAUACUAAUGUAUUUCUUCAUGUAUUUUGAAUUUGAUACAUCGAUAAAAAUUUUGAAUUAAAAUAGUUGUUUGAGUGUUGAUUGAUA
Andrographis paniculata is the source of this 2856-nucleotide messenger RNA. Its product is annotated as probable serine/threonine-protein kinase WNK9. Gene Ontology annotation, molecular function: protein serine/threonine kinase activity; ATP binding. The record is from RefSeq and is a predicted model, not a curated record. Lineage: Eukaryota; Viridiplantae; Streptophyta; Magnoliopsida; Lamiales; Acanthaceae. The transcript has 7 exons. Gene Ontology annotation, biological process: intracellular signal transduction; protein phosphorylation. Gene Ontology annotation, cellular component: cytoplasm. The coding region runs from base 531 to 2609 and encodes 692 amino acids.